Sinocyclocheilus grahami is the source of this 3447-nucleotide messenger RNA. Its product is annotated as granulocyte colony-stimulating factor receptor-like. The transcript has 14 exons. Gene Ontology annotation, molecular function: cytokine receptor activity; protein binding. The coding region runs from base 199 to 2367 and encodes 722 amino acids. The record is from RefSeq and is a predicted model, not a curated record. Lineage: Eukaryota; Metazoa; Chordata; Actinopteri; Cypriniformes; Cyprinidae. Gene Ontology annotation, cellular component: membrane.
AGGACUGACAGCAGUGACUCUUUAGUCAGAGCGGUGAGAUCUUUCUCGGAACAGCAGCUGGAUCAUUUCAAAGACUUUUUUUUUUUUCAUAGAAAAGUUCAACUGUGUGCUAGACCUCGCUGGGCAGUAACUACACAGGAGUUUAAAUGUGACCCCCAGAAAACCUACAGAUGCAGAACACUUUAAAUCAUCAUAACAAUGGCAUCAAUCUGGCUUGUGUUGUGGAUAUAUAUCAAUGCCAUGAUAAAAGUGAUCCAAGCAUCAUCAUGUGCUAAGAUUCACACACCUGCCUCUAUGGUGCUCGCUGGCUCACCCGUAUCAGUGUCCUGCUCCAUCGAGAAUGACUGCCCGCUGACUAAAGGCAAAGACUUUCGUGUGGCAUGGAAGAUUGAUAACCAUUUUGUCCCCAGCAAUCUCUCUUACCAGGAGAGUAGCAGGACGUAUGGUGUAAUCAUCCCUAGUCUACCAGACGCAGGCGCAUUCAUUGCUUGUGCCGUGUGUGAAGAGGAGAACUGCCAAAUUGUCAAUGGAGUUAUAGUUAAAGUGGGAAAUCCUCCAUCUGUUCCUAAAAACCUGAGAUGCUCUUUGAAUCUAACGUUCCCGAGCAGAUUCCUUUGUCAGUGGGAUCCUGGUCAGGAAAUGUCAAAUCUUCCUACAAACCAUACUCUUCACAUAUUUGGGGCGAUGUCAGAAAAUGUUCGAUAUGUGAUCCCACCUGGAGUGCAUUUCUACUCGAUUCCACGGGAAUCUUAUAGUUUAUUUUCAGAGAUGGAGAUUAAUGUGACAGCAGUGAAUGUCUUUGGGAACGCCACCUCUGAAACCUUGAAGCUGAUCCCUCUGGAAACAGCAAUGUUCGACCCUCCGGAGAUUAAGAGGAUUGAAGCAGAUGUGUUGGGCUGCUUAAAUUACAGCUGGAGUCUUGCAAAAUCUCAGAAAUGGUUGAUGACGCCUUUCACUGUAGAGUUGAGAUUGAAAACAGUGAACAACCAGCUAAACAAAGAGCUGGUGUUUACCUUCUUUAAACAAAACAAAAUAAAUGUGUGUGGCCUCUCUCAUGGGACAAAUUACAGCACCACAAUGCGAGUGAAGUAUACUUCAUUGAGUAAAUGGAGUGAAUGGAGUGAUCUGAAAAUAGCCACCACACUUAUGAAGACUCCGACUGGAAGCUUGGACACAUGGCUUAAAGUGUAUGAUCAGACUGCACAACUCUACUGGAAGCCCUCAGAAAAGUUCAGUGCCAAUGGCUGGAAUUUGUCAUAUACUGUCGAAUCAAAGGAAUCAAAAAAGGCUUUAUGUGUUACACGAGAAAACCACUGCUUUUUCAAUCUCACCAAGUGGGUUAAAAAGGUUUACCUGAGAGCCACUAAUGCAAUGGGGAGCUCGGAUCAUACCAAAGUACCAGUGUAUCGGAAGAGAGGGCUGGGCUCUGUCUCUAAUUUCAGUGUUCAUCCCCAGUCUGAGACGUCAGUGCUCGUCGCGUGGGGACGACCGGCGUCCCCCCAUGUCACAGGAUACGUGCUUGAGUGGAGACCUCUGUGUGAGACACCGGCAGCUCUCUUGUCCUUUACUCUGAUGGACAAAAACAACUCCAGUACCAUAGUAACAGGGUUAAGGCCUUACAAGCCCUAUGAGAUAUCUAUUUAUCCCAAAUAUGUUGACAGGAUUGGACGUCCUCUAACCUUAAUGGUAUACAGCAGUCAGACAGAUGGAAUUGAAAUGGUGCUGUUUGUUAUCCCAGCAUGCAUUGGGUUAUCACUUCUCAUCAUCAUCGCUGUGUUUGCCUGUGUUGGGAAAAAUGAACGUGUGAAGAUGUGUUUGUGGCCUAUAAUUCCUGAUCCUGCCAACAGCAGUAUUAAGAGGUGGACUGACACUGACUCAUUGCAGGGCAUGCCUCACUUUAAAGAAGACAUGGAGCCUGUGUUGGUGUAUAUGUCCCACUUCAGUCUUCUUGAUCUGGCUGAGAACGAGCCAUUCAAGAGUGACUAUGUCAAGGAGAACCAGUGGUCACAUGAUAUCGACAGCCAUGAUGAGAGCCAUCCCUCAUUCCAGACCUGUGUCAGAUAUGAUACGGAGCAUGACAAGGAUUCUAUCCCUUAUGCCACAGUUGUUUUCGGUGGUCCGUAUCAAAACCAUUCAUCCUCUCGACCAGCCUACGUUCGCUCGGAGUCCACACAGCCUCUGUUAGGGGCGGACGACCCUGGCAGCCCCCCACCGUAUGAGAAUGUGUCACCAAGCGGCAGUGUUUCUCAAGUACAACACUUCACUACAUUCCCUCAGAAAUCCACUGAAAGUGAGGAGAAUGAAGAACUUUGGGAUGAAUUCCCUAUGCUCAAAUCCUUAGAGAUUAGUGAUAAUGUUCAUAUCUAAAGACAAAUUCAUCCAGGCCCAAACCUGACUGAUUUGGCUCACAUGAGAGAUCUGUUUAUGAAAGAGAUUAGCAAAAAGAAUCUGUCUGUGACUAAUAGGCCCACUCAGUACCUUUUUGCUUUCGUUUCAUUAUUAACUUAUCGCCAGGGACUGCAUAUAGAUUAAACAGAUGACAUAUAGUAGAACAGACCAGACCACUGGUAUUACAAUGAAUGGGAGAAAAUGGAACUCCCAAAAUGGCAGCUCUAAUAAAGUAAGUCCCACCUUUUUCAAGUAAAAGAGCCAGUCAACAAAAUCACUUCCUGGUGUUUAUAUACAACUUGUCUUGAGAAAUCGCAUAGAUGCAUUUUAUGAUAUCCUGCACUUCCAAGUUCAUUCUUUCAUUGUAGCUAAGCAGAAUGUCACAAGUACAUUCAUGUGUUCUUAGCACUGAGAAACUGUAGCAAAUUUCUGCAGCAUUUCAAAAAUAAUAAUAGUAAGGAUACUGCUACGAUAUCCAGUAUAAUGGGUUAAAAGGAGCACAUUUCUGGUUUGUUAUUAUUUCUGGGGCUGUGGGCGUAUAUGAGACAAAAAAUCCUGGACAACACUGAUGUAUGUUACUUUUUUUUGGCUGUACUUUUAAUUCAAAAUAUUUUGAUAAUGUGAUAAAUGUUACAUGUUCAUUUACUUCUUAAUACUACCUUACAUUUGCCACAUGUUAUACAUUCACCUCUUGUUUGCAUUCAGUAUUUUUUUUUAAAGAAUACAGAUUGUGGUGACAUCUGACAAUGUUAAAACACUUCCUACGUAAAGGACAAAAUAAAUGAUUUCUCCAUUAAUACUUUUAUACUGGAAUGUGUGAUGGUGCAAUGUUUUCAGUAUGCAACGUAUGUUAGAAAACAUUCUUUUCUUGAAGCUCUGCAGAAGCUCAGCUGAGUUUAUAGACAGUAUAGCUUUAUAAAGGUGAUGCUGGGUUACAAACCAGCAUGAAAAGUGCAGUCCCGAGUGUUUAGCUUCAUGACUUCAAUGUCUUAUACUAAAUAGCAAGAAUUAAUUAUGUCUUGCAGAUGUUUCAAGGCAAUUCAAGUUAGUUCUGCAAUA